Messenger RNA from Meira miltonrushii, 1845 nucleotides. RefSeq lists its product as uncharacterized. The transcript has a single exon. The record is from RefSeq and is a predicted model, not a curated record. Gene Ontology annotation, biological process: kinetochore assembly; spindle attachment to meiosis I kinetochore; attachment of mitotic spindle microtubules to kinetochore. NCBI's taxonomy places the organism in Eukaryota, Fungi, Basidiomycota, Exobasidiomycetes, Exobasidiales, Brachybasidiaceae. Gene Ontology annotation, cellular component: kinetochore. The coding region runs from base 1 to 1845 and encodes 614 amino acids. Gene Ontology annotation, molecular function: centromeric DNA binding.
AUGUCGCACGCAAGAAAGUUUUACGAGCCCGGAGUUGGCCCAAGAACGGGAAUGCAAGUGGCAGGAGAUCCAUAUGAUUUGGAAGCAUACUUUCAAGCUGGAAAGAUGGCAUUGAUGGGGUCAGAUGACAGUAUAUCAACUGUAGCUUCCCGUCAAUCAAUUCUCAGCUCAAGACGAUCAGGUAUAGUAUCUGCAAGACCAUCAACAAAAAGCAAUGUGGGUGGAAGUAGUAUGAUCAUUCAAGAAAGUACAGCUCCUUCUCCAAGGACAACAUUACGCAAAUCUGUCACGCAAAGGCAUUCCACCACUUAUGGCACUUCAUCAUCUUCUUUUGCUUACGAUCAUGAGCCGCAGUACGGCGAUGAAAAUCGGGAUCCUGAUGUGACUGCCACGAAAAACAUGUCUCUGAAUAGGUCGAAAAUGACGUUGAGCUCGCCGCGCUCUGCAAGUGACAUGUCAAUCGAAUCGGGACCGAAUUCAGGCUUUCAUUCGAGUGUGGUUCGUGAAAGCAUCAUCGAUGAGGAUGAGCAGUACGAUAUGCCAAUAAUGUCAUCUUCACCUAUGCGUCCUCCGCCAAUCAGUGAUUUGACAGAACGAUCAAUGCAGAUUCAACGAUCACGCUCAAGACUUGAAACGGAAAGUCCAGCUUCUGUGAGAAUGGCCAGUGAACCUCCAAUGUCCUCUUCGCCCGUUGCUCUUCCACUUUUAAGUGAUGCAUACGAUGAGCCUGAAUAUUUAUCGGAUGACGUCGUGGAGAGCAGACCUCGUAAAAGCGUUUUUUCUGAGAAGAGCAGCAAUGUGUCUGUUAUGAUGAGCCCGAUCAAGCCUGCAAAGCAGAAGAACAGCAAGACAUCUGCUGUAAAAAGUCCAAGCAAGCCUGCAAAACGGAAAGCAGCACCAAAGAAAAGAAGCAAAUAUCUUGAUGCUGACGAUGAAGAUGAUGGAACGAACAAAUCGCGAAAACAGAUCAAAACAAAGAGCAAGGCUGUGGAUGGUGCAUUAAUCGAAAAAAUUCCAUCUUCCCAUCAUCGCAGGAUAGCAGGCUCAGAAGAACCCGAAGAAGGAAUCAGACGUAGUUCUCGUUACAAAUAUAAGCCGCUGGAGUAUUGGCGUGGUGAACGUGCAAGAUUUGGCCGUCUUUCUUUACCGAAGAUCCGAGAAGAUCCCGAUCAAAGCGGCAGUGUUGGCGAUAGCACGAUUGAUGCCGAUGCAUUCGAAGAUGGUGUGAUGACUGUUGCUCCACCCGUUGCCGUCUUGAAGGAGAUCAUUCGCAUUCCUAGAGCUGAAGGAGAAGGAACGUUUAGUGGAUUAAAGCUGCCAAAGAAGAAGGCUAUUGAGGGAAAGAGUUCAACUCGAAAAGCAAGCACACCAUCAACCGCAUUGGAUCCCACUCAACCUACACGAAAUGUCGAAGAUGGUUGGGAUAAAGACACCGAAACGCAUGCAAAAGUGUAUGAUGUUUUCACCGAAUCGGAAAUUGAUAAACAGAUUGCCUGUACAUCCGAUCAAGUUCGACCAAGAAUGGCAGUCGGAUGUACGUUUGGCUUCGAAAAGGUGUUUGUGGUGGAAGAUUUCAUGGCAACGGGUGUUUUAUUCUUACUUGUUGAUGGUAAAAAACCGUUGAAGAAUAGCAAAGAUAAUUAUUACACCUUUACAGUUCUCGAAGGAUGCGUAGAAGUUCAAAUUCAUCAUUCAACAUUCACCAUUGCUCCUCAAGGAAUGUUCUUUGUUCCACGUGGUAAUGAUUACAGUAUCUCAAACAUUUCGAAACGAGUUGCUCGGCUUGCCUUUACGCAAGGUAAGAUUAUAGCAGCAGAGGACCGGACUGCAACAAUGGAUAGAUAG